GGCAGAUUGAUCGUGGUGGAUAGUGGUUCACAGUUCGCUUGGAUAUCUUUUCAUUCUUGUCUUAAUCAUUGUCUAAUCCCACUAUUAUCAUUCGGGUUACUGCAGAGCAGCAGAAUAUGGUAACACCUAUCCACACCACGGCUGAAGUUGGAAACAGGACUGCGGCUCCAGUGACCUCAACAACAAGGACGGACACAGAUCUAACGUCUACAUUCUCUGAGCUCCUGACACAGUGGAACGACUACCAAUUAUUCCAACUGACAAAAUUCUAUCGUGAGAGACUGAAACAGGCGAUUGAAGAAGGGGUUGAAAGUCUCCGUCUCAUGAUGAGGCCUCAGGGAUAUUUCAGUGAACAAGAACACAGGAAUAUCGCUGAGCUCGUGGUAAAGAGAAACCGCAGAGACAGUUCCACACUCUUCCUCAGUCUGGUGAUGGGGAAGGGUAACCGUGCCCGGCGGGUGAUGUGGGAAUCCUUUGUGAAAAUGCAGAAUUAAUUACCAAAGCUGAACAAAAUACUGAAAGGAAUCCAGGAGCUCGGUCCUGAUCCACAUGAAUAAAUGAACAUCCUCAGAGGUUUAUCAGAAUUACCCUCUCAUAUGGAAGAUGUUCAACAGAAACACAAGGAGACUCUGCGAGCACAGACUGAAACACUGAGCGUGAACACGAUCCUGAUGAAGGAGAAGGUUAAGGUUUUCCAGUUGCUUGAUCGAUACGCUGAGCUCACAAUCAUCUCCACUGUUCGAGAUCGGACACUGGUGGAACAUGAGCUGCUGGCAAGAGGCCGGGACCAUGAAGAGUGGAGAGAGAAAUGUCUCCGGAGAGAACUGGAAAAAAUCAGGACAGAUCAAUUGUUCCAGAGCAGCUUUACCCGGAGGGAAUCCCGAUCUGGGUGUUCAGCAUCAGUGGCCGGAGUCGCGGGAAUCGGAAAAACAACAAUGGUGCAAAAGAUUGUUCAUGACUGGGCCACGGGGAAAAUAUACCCACACUUCCAGUUUGUCUUCAGUUUCAAAUUCCGGGAUUUGAACACUAUUAACAGCAGAGUAACCCUGAGGGAACUGAUUCUGGAUCAGUAUCCUUACUUUGGGAAUAUCCUGGGAGAGGUCUGGAAGAACCCAGAGGGAUUGCUGUUUAUAUUCGAUGGUUUGGAUGAAUUCAAGGGCAGAAUUGAUUUUGCUGACAGUCGGAGAGAUACAGAACCUAAACACCAGUGCCCAGAUCCCGAGUGGUGGUGUGAAGUGUCUGACAUUGUGUACAGUUUAAUCCAGCACAAGCUGCUCCCAGGGUGUUCAGUGCUAGUGACCACCCGCCCCACUGCGUUGCAUUUACUGGAAAAGGCAGAGAUCAGUGUCUGGGCAGAAAUCCUGGGAUUUGAUGGUGUAGAACGGAAGGAAUAUUUCACCAGGUAUUUUGAAGAUCAGACGGUGGCAGCAGCUGUUUUCAAACAUGUGAAGGAGAACGAGAUCCUGUAUACCAUGAGCUACAACCCCUCCUACUGCUGGAUCCUCGGCCUGACAUUGGGCCCCUUCUUCACACAGCGGAACCCGCAGCGAGUUCCCAAGACCAUCACCCAACUAUAUUGCUGCUUUAUUUACAACAUCCUGAAAAACCACGGCCGUGAGAUUGAGAACCUCCGUGAGGUGUUACUGAGGGUUGGUCAGAUGGCCUUCACUGGAGUGUCCGAGAAGAACAUUGUGUUCACAGAUGGAGAUUUGAUCAAAUACAAUCUGCAGCCUUCCCAGUUCCUAUCCGGGUUCCUGAUGGAACUUUUGCAGAGAGAGGAUUCAGCCCGGAGCGUGGUGUUCUACUUCCCGCACCUCACCAUCCAAGAGUUUGUAGCCGCACUCACACAAUUCCUGACUCUAGAUCCCGGGAAUAUCGUGAAAUUCCUGUCUGAAGCUCACAGCACGACAGACGGGCGAUUUGAAGUAUUCCUCCGUUUUGUCGCUGGUCUCUCCUCCCCACGGGCAGCUCGGGUCCUGGAGGAGUUUCUGGGUCCAUUUCCUAAUGAAACAACCUGCCGAGUGAUUGACUGGGUGAAGGAGGAGGUUAAACGUCAGAUUAGAAAUGCAGGCAUUGCUUAUGGUAAAAGGAGGCUCCUGAACACGAUGCACUACCUGUUUGAGUCUCAGAAUCCUGCACUGGCUCAGCAGACACUGGGAACUGUGGAAACACUUUCAUUCAAUGGACUGGGACUGACCCCGAUUGACUGUGCGGUCCUGUCUCAUGUCAUCAGGCCCUGUGAUACAAUCAAACACCUCGAUCUGAAGCUCUGCCGCAUUCAGUGUGAAGGUCUCCAGCGGCUGGGACCGGCUCUGCACAAGUGUCAGCGCUUGGGACUGGGAAACAACUACCUGGGAGAUUCUGGAGUGAAACCGGUGUCUGCGGCUCUGAGGAACCCAGACUGUAAAAUACAGACACUGAGGCUGGAAGAUGUCGGUCUCACAGAUACUGGAGCCAAGCAUUUUGCAUCUGCUCUCAGUACAAACUACUCACUGACGAAGCUGGACCUGAGUGGGAAUAACCUGGGAGAUUCCGGAGUGAAACUGGUGUCUGAGGCUCUGAGGAACCCGGACUGUAAAAUACAGACACUGAGGCUGGAUGAUGUCGGUCUCACAGAUUCUGGAGCCAAGCAUUUAGCCUCCGCUCUCAGUACGAACUGCUCACUGAUGGACCUGGAGCUGAGUAGGAAUAAGCUGGGAGAUCCCGGAGUGGAAGUGGUGUCUGUGGCUCUGAGGAAACGGGACUGUAAAAUUCAGAGACUGGGACUGGACAAUGUCGGUCUCACAGAUUCUGGAGCCAAGUAUCUCGCCUCCGCUCUCAGUACAAACUGCUCACUGACGAAGCUGAACAUUGGGGACAACGCGCUGGGAGAUUCCGGAGUAAAACUGGUGUCUGCGGCUCUGAGGAGCAUCGACUGUAAAAUACAGAGACUGGAGCUGAAACGUGUCGGUCUCACAGAUUCUGGAGCCGAGGAUCUCGUCUCCGCUCUCAGUACAAACCCCUCACUGACGGAGCUGGAGCUGGGAUACAACUCCCUCACGGACCGAUGUGUCCCCGCUCUCUGCCGCCUCAUACAGACCCUCCCGAGACUGAAGCAGAUCGAGCUGUGGGGGAAUCAGUUCACUGCAGAUGGACGGAACCAGCUGCAGAGUCUGCGGGGAAUCCGACCCGGACUGAGAGUGACCGUGUGAACAUCUCUGGGUGUAAACGCCACCGCCCUGGGGACCGGAAUAUUGUCGGCCGAUUCCCCGCCCUCCCCUUUAAGCGGCAGCCCGCCCCCUUUAAACGGCCGGCCGCCCGCCCCUUUAAAAGGCCACGCUCUGGGUUUAAACCGAGCUGUU
Molecule: messenger RNA, 3341 nt
Organism: Amblyraja radiata (thorny skate)
Lineage: Eukaryota; Metazoa; Chordata; Chondrichthyes; Rajiformes; Rajidae
Product: NACHT, LRR and PYD domains-containing protein 3-like
Exons: 11
Coding region: 558-3191 (877 amino acids)
Cellular component (GO): cytoplasm
Molecular function (GO): protein binding
Source: RefSeq, a predicted model, not a curated record